This is a messenger RNA of Labrus mixtus (cuckoo wrasse), 2038 nucleotides long. RefSeq names its product sushi domain-containing protein 3 (gene susd3). The record is from RefSeq and is a predicted model, not a curated record. Gene Ontology annotation, cellular component: plasma membrane. Lineage: Eukaryota; Metazoa; Chordata; Actinopteri; Labriformes; Labridae. Bases 614 to 1537 code for a protein of 307 amino acids. The transcript has 6 exons.
UGACAAUGGACCAGUAUAAUGUUUGAAGAAGACGAAGGUGACGCUGUCAGAUGGGAGUAACAAGCAAAUAAGGAAUCUUCAGGAAACUAUUAUGUAGCCUGGUUUUUUUUGUGUUCUUGUAUGCUGAUCUUCUCCAGAUUAAGAAACACUACAUCCUGAUAGGCGCAUACAGAGCAGCGCUGUGACAUCCUUCCACACUGUGUUUCCCUGCUGCUGAAGUUUCACCCGUCCUGCUCACCGACUGUGGUACGCAACUUGACCUGACCUGGUGUAAUCCUCAAAGUCAUUUCUGCUUUGGUCGACAAGGUCUCGACCGAUCACUUUAUCUCUCGCCGUCCUCUCGAGGGCUCAUCCGCCUCUCACGCCUGGAGUAGCCACCACAGCGCGCUGUCCAAACCAUGCAGUGGAAGAAGUAAAUGAUGCAGUGAAAAAAGCACCGUGGGAGGAUUCUGUGGACGUAAAGCUGCUCUUUGAGAGGUACGGAGUCGGAAUUCUGGAGUUUACGGAAUCCCGACGUGUGUAUUCUGUACCGGGCACAGAGGGACACCGUUGCGCAGUCUUUACGCACAGCCAAAAGAGCGGACUAAGAGGGGGGGACCUGUCAAUCAACACCAUGUCGGCGGCAACAGCCUCAAUAACAGAUGUGUCCAGGACCAAUUUUAUUAACGGACGUGACCUAAGUAGCUCAGUUCAGUCCCAGGCUCAGUGCACACCUAUGCCCUUACCUGCCCUGGGCACUCAAAGGAUCAUCCAGGGAAAUGGUACCAAUGUGGGCACAGUCAUUUCCCUGCAGUGCCCAGCCAAACACAAACUGAUGGGAGGGGAACUAACAUGUGUACUAGGCCCAAACAGCACCCAGUGGGUGGGCCAGACCUACUGUAAACCUCUAUCUGCGUUUGAGGACUAUGGUUUCCGAGUAGCCGUGCUGGCAUCUAUUGUGAGCUCAGCCAUUAUCUUCUUCAUGUCCAUGGCCUUCAUCACCUGCUGUUUGCUCGACUGCAUCAAAGAGGACAAAAGGAAACAGCAUGAGAGUGAUCCAGAGAUGUGGCAGUGGGAGGAGCAGGCCCAACAACAAGAGGACAGGCGGUCUCGCUACAGUCAUAAAAGCAGGAACAACAACAACAACAAUACCCAGGAGAAGCUGAGUUCACUGUGGGACACCAGUAUCUCAGCCUCGUGUGAAAACAUGAGGGCCUCCAGAUAUCAUCAACAGUACACCCAUCAACCUGUCUGCACGUGUGGCCCAGUUCCUCUGCUAUCUGCUCUCCCUGGCUGUGACUAUGACCAGCCUCUAUUACCCAGAAACCCACAGUAUGCACAGAUUUCCAGUGAACCACCUCAAUGCAGCAGACCUCCUCAGUCAACCAUUCAAAGUGCAAGUCCAGGCCCUGACCAGGUCCCAGCAGUAGGUUCUGGUAGGAUGUGGCAGUAUGGAGGACAUCAGAUCAGUUUGUCCGGAGGGAACCCAUCAAACACAGAUGAGACCAACAUGAGGAAUUUAAAGAAGGAAUUUUCUAUUCGGAUUAUAUCGGUGUGAGGAAACAUCCCACAGAAGUGUUCUAAUCCAUAAAGAGCUUGUUUACAGACCACGAUUGUCAACUUUAUCAUUGAGAUCAAAAAGAAGUGAAAACCAAACGUUGUUGAAAUGACCAUGGUGCAGCUCUGAUCAGUACUGACGGACUCAUGUGCCUUCUGUAAACUGUGAUGGCACACUGCCCUCUGUCUGAGAAAGGACGCCAUUGAACAUCCAGGACUCCAGCCUUGUUUGAUUAUAGGCUUCCUGUAAUUGAAAGAGACUUCCACGCCUGUAAUUGAGCUUUUCAAAAAACCAAUUACAUUGUUAUGUUGAGAUACGUGUUAACCAUUGUUGGAACUAUAUCACAAGAUUUGUGACAAAAAGUCCUCUCCUGAGCCGGAAGAGUCUGGCUUAUUGGAUGAGGAGAGCGAAUGAGAAACCUGUGGCCAGUACAGUAUGUAAAUAUAAUUUGAAAGAAUGUAAAAAGUUAUAAUUAUUAAAGAGAUACUGUUUUGCAAUGGA